AUGUCACUAAAGUUUCUCGGCUGGAUCUUGCCCACGAUACGGAUCCCCGAAGAGUUCUACAUCAACAACAUCGGCCUCGACGCCGUUAUGUUCCUCCGCUUCCUCAAGAUGUGUCUCCAGUUCUCCAUCUUCAACGGCAUCAUCCUCGGUAUCAUCCUCCUCCCAAUACACUACACCGCCUCAGAUAAAGAAGAGGAAGUCACCCGCUUCGCCAUCAUCAACGUCCCCGAAGACUCCAACAUCCUCUGGGCCCACGUCUUCCUCACCUACCUCGUCUCCAUCUCCUGGAUGUUCCUCCUCUUCAAAAACUACUGGCAGUGGAUGGACCUCCGACGGGAAUACACCCUCCAACGCAUCCGACAAGGAGAAAUCGCCGAACGCUCCAUCUUCAUCAGUCGGUUACCGUCCAACCUUCGCUCCGACGCCGCCCUCAAACAGUACUUUGAAUCCCUCAAGAUGGGCCCCGUCGACUCUGCCACCGUUGUUCAGCACUGUGGUCGCCUCGCUCAGAAGAUUGACAGGAGAGAAAGCGCCCUCAACAUGCUCGAAAAGGCCCAUAUCGACCUCGCCCGCGACGUCCUCGACAGCAUUAAAAAGCACAAAUUCCACAUCAGCUCGCCUCUCAUUUCGACCACAGAACGACCACUUCUCCAAACACCCUCAAAGCUGGAUUCGACUAGUGUUCAGAGCAGCAUGGAUGUCGCCGCACUGGAAAAAAUGGUUCAGGACUUGUUCAAGGACAAGAAGCGCUACCACAAGCUGCGAAAAUCAAUCUUUGCCCACAAGCGUGUCGCCAUUGAACCACCCCCACAACAUCAACUCAACAUCCCUCUGUCGGCGCUCUCCCAUCACUCGGACAUUAUUGACAUCUAUGUCAACGGAGGUCAACAGGACUCUGCUGAUAACCAUGGGCAACAGAUGGGAUCGGCCCUUUCCCUGAACCCACCACCCUUCACCAUCUGGAACGCCCUCGCUAGUCUCGACCGCAACUCAUUCGACAAGUUCCAGCCUACACGACCUGCCAACCGAUUCAAGGGAGGUGACAAAGUGAAGGAGAUCGACCAUCUGAUCAAAAAGUACAACAAACUGGAUCGCAAGGUCGGUGAGCUACGGGAUGGAUCACUUCGCUACAAGUCGACCUCGUAUGGAUUUGUUACUUUCAAGCAUCAUCUCUCGGCACAGCUCUGUGCUCAAGCCAAGAUUGAUUCUCGACCGCAGGGCUUGAGUGUCCGCCAGGCAAUGGAGCCCCGGGAUGUUCUCUGGAGUAACCUCACCGCCAGCUUUCGUAAUCGCUUUACCCGCUCCAUCGUCGUCAACCUCAGCAUCUGGGUGAUUAUUGUAUUCUGGAUCUUCCCCACGUCUUCGUUCCUGCUAUUGACAUCUUUGAAGCAGCUGUCGGAAACGUUCAAGUUCUUGAAGCCCAUUUUCGAUUCAUCACCUUUGAUCCAGUCACUCAUCCAAAACGUCCUGCCGAUUGUCUUUGUUACCAUCUUUUUGGCCCUCGCCCCCGUCAUCAUCCUCGAAAUAUCAAAGCAGGAAUUGCCAGUGUCGCACUCGACUUUGGAAGGAAAUGUAUUACGGCGGUAUUAUCACUUCCUUAUUUUCAACGUCCUCUUCGUGUUCGUGAUUGGAACCGUCAUCUUGAAAUCGAUCCUCUCCUUGAUCCGCGAACCAACAAACAUUUUCGGACUUCUCGCCACCAACUUGCCCUCAGGAUCGACCUUCUUUAUCUUCUACAUCGUCUUCAACACCUGCACUCACGCACUGGAGUUGGUUCAAGUCUGGGCGCAGCUGAUCAUACACUCGUUCGUCACCUCCAAGAAACUUGCGCCCACACCUCGCUCACUUCAACGAGCCACCAUCCCAUGGUGCUUCCAGUACUACUACUACUAUCCACAAAGCAUUCUCGCCCUGGUCGUCACCUUCAUAUACUCCGUCAUCAGCCCUCUGAUCCUUUUCGCUGCCAUCCCCUAUUUCGGCUUUGCUCUCCUCGUCUUCAAGUACCAGUUCGCCUACUGCUACAUCAGAAAGUACGAAAAUAGCGGCAGGUUCUUCCGACAUGUCUUUCAGUACACGACCGAUGGCCUGAUCAUCUUUCAGAUCACAAUGAUUGGUGUCCUCUGGCUGAAGAAGGCCAUCGUUGGAGGAUUCUUUAUCGCCUUCCUGGUCGGUAUCACGGCCUACUUCAAGAUCCUCUGUGGAGACCUGUUCAAGUCGCGCACUAAAUUCUUGCCUCUGGAUACGGGAUUGCGGACCUUUGACAACGACUCGUCUUGCGCCAUGAACGAGAUCCCUAUGAACGGUGACGAGAUCCCGGCUCAUUCAAGUGCCGUCCAGGACGCCACUGCCUUGCGACGACGCCGAAACAGGCACUCAGAGGGAGGAUUUGGUCCGGACAAGGUUUUCAAUGGAUACCACUGCGGGAUCGACAACUCGUUUGAACGAGCAGACUCGGCCGAGUUUGUCCGCCCUUCGUUCGAAGUCAUUAGCUCAGCACAGUCGACACACUCCCAGAAACCUAGCACAGGAACAGACGGUGAAGGUACCACAGGAAACAUGUCACCGACUACGGAUAACCUUGUCUCCAACAAGACUGAAGACGUAGGAGAGGUUGGGCACAAACCAUUCUCGGUCAUGGAAGCACUUGGAAUGGAGGCACCACAUUCCUCGGACAUUAUUCCCGAGCCAGUGCACAACCUCAAGACGUUUAAGAGCAGCUCCAGGAACUCGCUCCAGCUCAAGAUCAACACCCAGGAGCCCACCGAUCCUUCGCCUGAAUCCAACGAGAGCUCAACACGAGAGAUUCGAUUGUUUACUGUCGGCGGCGAUUUGCUGGAGAGUCCUAAGGAUUUCGAGCAAGGCAACAACACCUCUGCAGGAUUCUUGGACGAGGAUGGUUUCUAUGUAGAGUCGUUUGGUGUGCGCAAUUCGGGGAUGGCGUCGCGACCUUUGGCAUCGCACUUUGAGCACUCUCCGUCCAAGAUCACCUACCAGGACAGGACCUCGCAAUUUGAGACCUAUGUCCACCCUGCACUGCUCAAGCCCCUGAACCGCAAGUUGUGGUUACCCAAGAACCCUCUCUACGAACAUUGGGAUUUGGACGACACUGUUGAAAUCGAUUUCGCGCUCAACAGCUCGACCACAGCCAACAAGUUGGAGCUCCGUGUGCGUGACAAGGACGAAGACCUCAUGAGGAGCCCUCAUCAGAACCACAAAGAUCACCAGCAACAACACCAACAACACCAACAUCAACGAGGAUAUAGCCAGCGCAGGAACACGGAUGGGUCCACCUUUGAUCUUGGCAUGGGAGUUUCUCUGCCAUCGCCAUCGAACUGGGAGGGCUGUCUCUCAGACCAUCCUAUUAGCAACGGACCUCCUUCAACCCCCGGACCUGGAUCCAGCUGGGAUCGCUAUGACGAGAAGAGAGGUUACGGGGACGAGUCAGGGCUCGCUUUGGAUCAUUCUAUGACUACACCGUCAUUCUUCAGGAACCAUAAUGCUCGCAGCAACAUCAAGCCAGGACAACGAGAUUAUUCCGGCAUUAGUGGAUUCGAGGCUACUUCGCCCAUGACAGCCACCACACCUCUAACGACGUCGCCUAUUACGCACUCUGCCUCGAUGAAUACUCUUCGCAAGUUUUCACCUUCCACCCCACGCGCCCAGGCCCAGGCAUCAUCACACUCGCCCCAGAGAUCCGAGCACCAAGCAGGACUAAGCCCCAAAAACACUCGAUUCAAGAGGAGCGUGUCGAUGCCACCUGCGCCAUUGCCUGUUGGAAGCGACCCCUACGGCCGCGAUACCGCAGUUGCAGAAUUUUCAAAUGGCACUUCCCCGCAGCCGAUACCCUCUCCAUUCCUAAGUGUCCGUAACCCUUACCAUGGCACGACUCCUCAACGAAGCAGCACCAUGCUGUCUCACUCUCCCAAGCAACCCUCGUCGGCACACCAGAGUCCUCGCGUCUCGUUUGUUCAGGAUACUAGCGGAACGGCAUCACCACCUUUGACGGUUCGUUCGACCAUGUUUGCGGGACCUGUGAUGCAUCAUCGCCAUACGAUCAGUCAUGGACAGGGUAACAGUAUCCAUCAUGGAAGCCCUCACCGCCGCCCUAGCAUGGACCACCCAGCUUUGCCGCAGUCGUAUUCGUCGACAGUUUCUUCAGGCAUCGUUACUGGAGCAACUGCUCCUGUGAACACGAGCGCUGGAGGAACGUUGAAUGGCGCCCCGACUAAUGGUGGAAAUGGAACUGUUGGUACUGCUGCUGGCGCCGCUACGACGACAACGACUCGCAGACCAGGAGUAGCAGGAGCGUUCUUCAACAUGAUCUUUGGCGACCCUGAUGAUGAUGUGUUGGAGGCGAACGAGAACCCGCGGUUCGGAUACGAAACUGGUGGAAGAUGGAGUCGUCGCCGAGGCAGUAUGGAUCGUCACGACGAUGAUGACGAUGAUGACGAUGACGACGAUGACGAUGAAGAGGCGGGCUUGGUUGUGGAUACUGGAGCAAGGCCUGCUGUUGUUGGUGCUGAUGGAACCCCAUCGCAUACGGCGAUUAAUAUGACGGGCACCGGAGCUAUGGAUGAGCAGCGUGGGACGGGGGCGACUGGAUUGUCGCGUGCGCUGGGUCAGCUGCCAAUGGCCCAGCCUUCUCACCUCGAUCUCUCCGAAAACACCAAACCUCCCAACGUUUAA
Messenger RNA from Linnemannia hyalina, 4686 nucleotides. The record is from the annotation of a GenBank genome assembly. NCBI's taxonomy places the organism in Eukaryota, Fungi, Mortierellomycota, Mortierellomycetes, Mortierellales, Mortierellaceae.